GACCCACAAAUGUCGAAGAGAAUCAAAAAUAUCUCCGUCUCCUUGCCAAUAUUAUAUGGCAACAGCGCCAAAAAACUUGCGCCUGAGAAAAGGACAGACAAGACUCCUGUGGACCAUACGCAUGAAUGGACCGUAUUUCUUAAACCCGCAUUGAACAAUAUCGAUUUGACUCCUUUGAUAAAAAAAGUCACUUUCAAGCUUCAUGAGACAUAUGAAACUCCGGUUAGAUCUGUAGAGUCUCCUCCUUAUCAGGUGACUGAGACGGGCUGGGGCGAGUUCGAGAUUGUCAUCAAAAUUCACUUCCACUCAGGUGCUGAAUUGGGCAUCAACGAGAAAAACUUUCAAAUUUUUCAUGCCUUGAAGCUUCAUCCAUAUAAUCCACAGGCCCCACAGCGAGAAAAUGGGGAAGUUCACUCUGUACUAUUCGAUGAACUCGUUUUUCAAGAACCUACUGAGGCUGCAUUCGAAAUAUUGACUAAAAAACCUCUGAAUUUGCUACCAUACAAAUACAGUCACCCUGAUAAGAAGGAUCAGGAGUACCUUCGAACUAAUGAAACCGAUGAGAUUGCUCGACUUGAUGCAUAUAUAACGAAAGUGAGAGAUGAGAUCGAAAAGCAGCGUGACGAGUACAAAGAAUUAGAACAGCAAAAACUCGCCCUCUUACAAGAAUAG
This is a messenger RNA of Metschnikowia bicuspidata var. bicuspidata NRRL YB-4993, 672 nucleotides long. RefSeq names its product Yaf9p (gene YAF9). The transcript has a single exon. Lineage: Eukaryota; Fungi; Ascomycota; Pichiomycetes; Serinales; Metschnikowiaceae. Gene Ontology annotation, biological process: regulation of DNA-templated transcription. The record is from RefSeq and is a predicted model, not a curated record. Bases 10 to 672 code for a protein of 220 amino acids.